AAACCCUGGACCUUUCAAUCCGACAUUCUAACCACUGAGCAAAACUAGCCAGGGCCAGAGCUAGGAUUUGAAUGAGGCAUUUUUAAUGCUGGAGUUCAUGUCCUGAACCACAAUGCUGGAACCAUAAUUCUGACCAUGGCAAUCAAGACAAAAGAGGAUCACCCAGGUUUCAGUGUGAAGAAUGAGUUGUUUCGUGGACACAUUUUUUUUACCUUAAGUUCAGAGAGAAGGCUGUUAGGCAUGUGGGGGUUGGGAGUUCUUUGUUCUGUGACACAGUGAUGACAUCAAGAUAAACUGCCACUAGGCUGAGAAAAAUGGACUGGCUGCUAGAGGGCUUGCUUGGGGCUGAGGGGGACAAGGGGCCUCUCUGGGGCCAGCUGACCCAUUCCCUCGCCUGCAGACACUGUGGCAGCAGUUGCCUCCAGAGUACAGGGAAUAUAGUGAUACUAUUCCUGUUCAUGGUUUGGCAGAUCCGGAGGUGGUGGCAACUUGGGAACUGGCGACAUCUUCAGCCCUGGUACUCUGGAGACAUCAUGCAAGGCAAGGGCCUAUCACUUCUAUACCAUGUGGCUUUCCUUGGUCAUCUGUGGAGGCAGAAGUCGGAGGAGGAAGAAGAGGAAGAAGAAGAGGAGGAGAAAGAGGAAGAAGAGGAGGAGGAAGAGGAGAAAGAAGAGGCGGUAUCUCUGGGUCCAUUGAAGCCAAAUUUUCGUCCCAAAGAAGCUCCUAUUGGACAGCGAGCCACCACAGCUCCAUCCCAACCAUCCUGUGACCCUGAGAGCCUCCACAAGGCCAUAGAGACAACAGAGUUAGUACUCAGACAGACCCCAAGCCCUCCUAGAUCAUUCCCCACCUUUCAGAUCCUGACCAACCUGCCUGUGAGGCAUAAGACAUCAGGGAGUGGUCUACAGCAGAGAAAAAGCCAGCUCUUCUGGGGACUCCCUUCUCUGCACAGUGAGUCCUUGGAGGCCAUCAUCCUGAGUUCAGGUGGCCCCUCUCCCCUGAAGUUACCUGUUGGUCCUUCGGUCUGCUUCAACAAGUUUUCCUUCCUGCAUAGGUCCAACCUGCUGUUUCCCCAGUAUUGGUCCCCAACCCAGCUUCCUACCCCUAAAGUCCAUACUACAAAAGAUCUGGAAGAGAUGGCCCCUAAUCCUCAGCAACGUCCCUUUCCACUUUCCCUUUCUGUCCCAUCACCACCCCUCCAUCGUAAGUGCUUCCCCAUAGACCACAAAGGAGUCCAUGCUGGUGCUGAGGCACAUACAGAGUGGCUUCUGUGGCAGAGUGCGGCCCCUCAGGAUUCUGAGGAUCAAGCCCUGCACCCGCAGCCUGAACUACAAAGAACCAGACCCUCAAAUGUUUCCCCCUCAUCUGAGGCAGAUCCACUCUCUGCCUCUUUGCAGUCUCCCUCUAACUUUCUGGGAGUCCUGACUAGGUUUGAGGCCCCAUGGAGGACCAUGGUGCAAAAGGAGAACCCCAAAGCCUCUGAGACAGCAAUGCUAGUUCCCAGCCCAACCCCAGCCUCUCUGCCAGAACUCCAGGGAGUCAGCCCUAAAGAAGACCUGUAUGGAGCUGAGGACCACUUGGAAAACAGACGACAAAAUGAGAAUCCUCAGAUUUCUGAGCCUCCAAUCCUGGUCCCUUUCCAAUCUGUAGCCCCCAUAACAGAGCCUCAAGGAACUAGACACCUGGAAGUACCCCCUGGAUGUGAGUCUCAGUGGAGAACCACAGGACAUAAACAGAGUUCUCAAGCCUCUAAGCUCCCAAUGCCAGCACCUUACCAAUCUGAUUCUCUGUCAGAACCCCAGAAAGUCAGCUCUGAAGGACCACCUACAUCUAAGGACUUCUGGGGAACCACAGAAUACACACAGAAGCCUCCGGCCUCUGGGUAUCUAAUGCCAGCCCCCUGUCCUCCCUCAGACCUCCAGCAAGAACUCCAGAGAGGCAGUCCCCUGGGAGAUUUAUCUGGAUACAAGCCUCACUGGGGAUGCAGAGGAAAUCCACAAGCUUUUGAGCCCCCAGCCUUGGACCUCAACCUAGGAUUCUAUGGAACCAGCCCUGCCUGUAUCCCAUCAGGAUCUGAGACUCUAUGGGAAGGCAUGCAAAAGAGAGAACAUCUUUGGGUCUCUGAAGACUCAGUUUCAUCUCCCAGCCUUCCUUCAGCCUGUCUGCUGGAGUCUCUAGGAAUGGGCCCCCAGAGAGUCCUAUCUAAGUCCAAGGCUUUGGGGGAGACUAUGAGGCAGAUAGAGAACCUCUGGACCUCUGAGUCUACAACCCCUUCAUCGGGGGACAUGAAGCAGAAAAAUAUCUGUUGUGCUCCUGUGUCCCCAUUCUGGGAUCCUAGCCCACAUCCAAACUCUAUGUCAAAGUCUCACUUAAGUGAGCCUAUAAGAGACCAAGGGGGGGACGCAUUGGAACAGAAAGAGAACAGCUGGGCCACUGAGCAACCAGCCCUAUCUCCCAACACACUUUCUGCUCCUCUAACAGGUCCACACAUUGACCCUGAGUUUGUCUGGAGGUAUGUGCAACAAAGAGAGAGCCCCCAAGGCCCCAGUCCUCCAAUAGUGGAUCCCCUGCAGCCAAUAAACUGGCCUCCCACCCUAGCUGAAGCUCUGAAGACUGAGCCCAAUCAGCCUGGUCUACCCAAGGAAGAGCUGUUCCCAGGAGCUAAGGCACAGGUUCCACACUCCCAGAGAGAGGCUGUCCUAGAGAUAUCCACCCAUUCUGGGAUCCAGGCUUGGCACUGGAGUAGAGAAUUAGAACUCAGGCUGAAGAAACUACAGCUGAGCCCUGCUCCCAGAUCCCCUGGUCCAAGUCAAUCAUUUGGCAGUUCCCCUGCCCUGAGCUCCACAACUCCCAGCACUUGGAGACUCUCUUCCUGUUCUUCCCAGCAGACUUAUCCCCCCAGUCUGUGCUCCCAGUCUUCAAGCUGUCAACCCCCACAAGUUGAGAGCACAGUGACUCAGCCUGUCCAGGUCUCCCACUGUUAUGACUCCCACUCCUCUUCCCAUCCUCAGCCACAAGGGUCUGGUAGGGCAGAACAAAGGUUUCAGAGAGAGGAAAGAAUGAAGGCAAAGAUGGUGGCCCGGGUAGCCCAGGUCUCACCUCAGGGACAAUUUGUUCAAAUGGAGGCUGAUGAGAACUGCCCAGGCUUUAGAGAGCCCUCCAGCCCUGAGGUUCCAGUCUCGGUCAACAGACAGAACAAGGCUUCAGUCUUAGCAUCAGCCAAAAAGAGAGAGAACCCCAGGAAUCCCAAAUCAGGAGACCACAGAGGAGGGGAUGCAAGAUUGGGGUCAUCCACAGUUACAGGAAAGCGCCAUCCGGCCCAGGCCAGACUAGCGGAGGUCCCUGUAAGCCGACUUUUCCAAAGAUCUUGGCAUAGGAACCAGCACUCUCUCAACACUGCUCUCCCCCAGCAGCUUCACUCUAAGGCUGCAGGUCCCCAUGAUAAGCGAGGAGCAAAGCUGAGAGCUGGUGACGUCCUGAUCCCUCGGCACUGUAAGCACUGCUGCCCUUGGGCCCAAAUGGAAAAACAUCUCUCUUCCCCCACACCUCAGCCUCCCUUUAGCAGGGGUCUCCAAAGGAUAUUUGCCAAGCUCCCGGGUACCCAUGGACCCCUGCCCACCAAAUCCAGUCAACAUGAGAAAAAAGCUGAUAGUACUGGCAUCUGUGGGCUGGGAAGACAAGCAGAGGAAAUCCUAAUAAACUAGCUAAAUUAGACAAAUCUAACUCAUGAUUUCUUUGGAGUCUGGGGUGCUGGGAAUGCCAGUUCCCUAUUAACUUCUCCAGCAACUAUAUUCCCUCAGAAUCAGGUCCCUAAGGUAGAGAGCUCAGGAUUCUGCAAGCUUAACUUUCUUCUCAAGCCCUUCACAGGCAGGUGAUCCAUCUGGGAUCCACACAUCCCUACUCUAUGGGGUGAAGCUUAAAGGCCAGGGAGCACAGUCCAGUGCUGCCCUUGAGAACUUCACAGCA
Myotis davidii is the source of this 3966-nucleotide messenger RNA. It is a transcript of the gene SPATA31G1, whose product is annotated as chromosome unknown open reading frame, human C9orf131. The record is from RefSeq and is a predicted model, not a curated record. Lineage: Eukaryota; Metazoa; Chordata; Mammalia; Chiroptera; Vespertilionidae. The transcript is spliced from 2 exons. The coding region runs from base 315 to 3704 and encodes 1129 amino acids.